AUGUCGAGCCACGGUGCCCCGCAGCGGCUUUGGCGCGGCACCGCCCCACCCCCUCAGCCCACGGCGCCCAUCCCGCGCUGUUCCAAUUCCCAGGAUCCGCGCAGAGGCGCGCGAUGCCGAUCAGCGGGUGGCGGGGGGCUGGAUCGCAUCGUGGGGAAGGCGGCGGCUGCGGCUGAGGGGGCGCCCGCGGCUGUUCGGGCGCCCGAGGGGUUGGCGCGGAGGCUGGCGUUCUCCUUCUCGCCAUCCGGACUGCUCUUCCCGUACUACAUAGGCGUGUUGCAGGCGUUGAGGGAGACUGACCUUGUCACAUCAGACACGCCAGUGUCUGGAUCGUCUGGCGGGUGCCUCCUGGCAGUUUUCAACGCCUGUGGCAUUGCUGUUGAAGACAUUCGAAAGACAAACAGGCUGAUCAACACAAGGCUGUUGGCAAGGCCAGGGGACAAGAUUCUGGGCGAGGUGGUGAAAGACGCGAUGCUGGAUCUCUUGCCCAACGACGUGCACACGACUGUAUCGAAUCGCAUUGCGAUUGCGAUAACCAGGCUGGCCCCUUUUCCCUGGCCUCUGGUUGUGGAAGACUUUCUGUCCAAGGAAGACUUGGUUGACGUGAUGGUUGCGAGCACGUACAUGCCGGGCAUGGCUGGCACAAAUCUGGGCGUUGCCACAAGGCACGGAUUGGCGGGCGACGGUAUGCUUGCCAGGUUCUAUCCUGAGGUUCCAGAAGCCUACAGGGAUCGCGUCAAAACCACAAUCAAGGUCUGCCCGGCCCCCAGCGAAGCGCGCCCGUGGUUCGUCGGGAGCGCUGACAUCAGCCCGGACCUGCGGUCGCCCGAGGACAGGUACCCGAAAGACAAGUACUACCACUACGCCUCUGAGCCCUUCGACUUGGAUAUUCUCGACGACUUCAUCAGGGACGGGUACAACGACACAUUGACUUGGGCUCAGAGGUUCUUGCAGACGUCGAGGCAAUACAAUUGA
Molecule: messenger RNA, 975 nt
Organism: Ostreobium quekettii
Lineage: Eukaryota; Viridiplantae; Chlorophyta; Ulvophyceae; Bryopsidales; Ostreobiaceae
Source: the annotation of a GenBank genome assembly